AUGGUCGCAAUCAACACAAUCAAGAAAUCCAACCAAUCAGCCCUCUCCCAGAAUCUCCCCCAGAAUCUUACAGCGGUUUUCCUCGGCGCCACAUCCGGUAUUGGCCGCAGCACAAUCAAGCAGCUCGCCAUCGCUACCGAUAACAAAUCACCAACAAUUUACAUCGUCGGUCGAAGCACUUCAGCCGCUACGCCACUUAUCGCAGAACUGAGACAGAGUAACCCAUCUGCCACAAUUGAAUUCAUUGAACGCGAUGUUUCUCUCGUCAAGGAAGCAGACGCCGCGAUGAAGGAGAUUGCCAAGCGGGAGACCAAGGUUGAUAUUUUGUUCAUGUCUGUUGGAUUCAUGUCUUUUGAAGGUCGAAAAGAAACCAAGGAAAGGCUAGAACCAUCUCUGACAACCCGCUUCUACAGCCGCGUCAGAGCCAUCCAAGUCCUCCUCCCUCUCCUCAACAACAGCCCGAACCCUCACGUCACCAACAUUCUCGCAGGAGGCCAAGAAGGUCCCCUCAUUGAAGAUGAUCUUGAUCUCUCCAAGCCAGGCAACUUUGGUGUCGCGUCAGCCGCUCAACAAGCAGCCACCAUGCUCACCCUCAUCCUCGAGCGCUUCGCCAAAGAGAACCCCAAGAUCAGCUUUGUGCACGCAUUCCCCGGUUUGACAGCUACACCACUGCUCUCUCGCGGUUCAAGUGGUAUCAUUGGGUUUCUGCUCCAGUGGAUUGUUACGCCGCUUGGAGGGUUGUUUUUUGCUAGUCCAGAUGAUGUUGGUGCGAGGGCGUUGUUUUAUGCGACUAAUGCGAGAUAUACUGUUGAUGAGAGUGAGAAGGGAGCGACACCUAUUCCUCAGGGGUUGAGUAAGGCGGCGAGAUCGGCGGGUGGUGUGUUUUUGGUUGAUAAUAAGAGUGAGGCUGCAGAUAAUGAGAAGGUUUUGGUUGGGUUGAGGGAGGAGAUGGCUGAGAAGGUACGGACUCAUGUGGACUUGGUCUUUGAGAGAGUGAUUCAGGAAUAG
Molecule: messenger RNA, 1008 nt
Organism: Fusarium verticillioides 7600
Lineage: Eukaryota; Fungi; Ascomycota; Sordariomycetes; Hypocreales; Nectriaceae
Exons: 2
Coding region: 1-1008 (335 amino acids)
Biological process (GO): secondary metabolic process
Source: RefSeq, a predicted model, not a curated record